AUGGCGGCGCCCAGGCGCAGCAUGGCCGGGGGGAAGACGAAGCGGCAGGCGGCCGCUCGCACUCGCCGCGGCGGGAAGCUGGACAGGCUGCGGCAGUCGGUGCAGCAGUUCGUGCAAGCAGCCGGCGACCAGCCGCCGCUGUCCCUGCUGAAAGACUCGGAGAGGCAGAACCGCAGGAGCCGCCGGGAGGCGAGGAAGGAGAAACGCAGGCUCAAGCGGAGCCGCCGCCGCCGCCUCCAACGCGGGGAGCCGGUGGAGACCCCCGCCGCCCCGGCCAAGCCGGCUUCUGCCGCCCGACCCAGAGCCUCGGCCUCGCCCGCAGCCACCAUCGGAAAGCAGCGGCCGGGGCCGCCGCGGCCGCAGGAGCCGGCGCAGCCGCCUGUGCCGGCACCGACACCGCGCGGGGCGCCGCCCGCCGCCGCAGCCGCCUCGGCGCGGAAGCGGGCCCUGCUGGAGGCCAACGAGGAGGAGGAGAAGGAGAUCCGGCGCCUGGAGCGGCGGCUGGGGCUCGGCAAGCGCCGCAAGAAGCAGGCGGGGGCCGCGGCAGAGAAGCUGCCGCAGAGCUUCCUGCGGGACGGGCUGGGCUACGUGCUGGGCGCCCUGGGCUCCCGGGCCGGCCUUAGCAAGCUCUGCGAGAGCAGCGACGAGGAGGAGCCGGGGCCGCGGGAGGGCCAGCCGGGGCCGCGGGAGGGCCAGCCGGAGGAGGACGACGAGGACGACGACAAGGAGGAUCCGGAGGACGACGAGGAGGAUCCAGUGGACGCCUCAGACCCCUCCGAGGGGGAUGAUGUGGAGGGACAGUGGGAGAGCGAGAGCUUGUCCUCGUCCCCCGAGGACGGUGGGGUGCCUGAGGCCAGCAAGCCCCCGGGCGAGGAGGAGGAGGAGGAGGAGGAGAGUUGUAAUCACAGUGCUACGAAGUAUGUUCCCCCUCAAGUAAGGAAAGCUCAGGAGACACUAGAUGACAAGAAAAGAGAAGAAUUGGGAAGACUGAAGAAAAUGGUGAAUGGUCUCAUUAAUAGGUUGAGUGAACCAAAUUUGUCCUCCAUUAGCGGACAGAUGGAAGAGCUCUACAUGGCCAACAGCAGAAAGGACAUGAAUGAAACUCUGACAGAUAUUCUCAUGAAUGCUUGUGUUACUGCAGUUGCCAUGCCUGCAAGAUUGAUGAUGGAGCAUGUCCUUUUGGUCAGCAUUCUUCAUCAUAAUGUAGGAAUUGAGGUUGGUGCUCACUUUCUGGAAGCCGUGGUGAAGAAAUUUGAUGAACUCUGCAAAGGUGAUGCUGAAGGGAAAGAAUGUGAAAAUCUGCUUGCCUUGAUUGCUCAUCUGUAUAACUUCCAUGUGGUUCAUUCCUUGCUGAUCUUUGAUAUUCUGAAAAAGCUUGUUAGCACUUUUGCUGAAAAAGAGAUUGAGUUGAUUUUGUUUCUUCUGAAAAACGUGGGCUUUUCCUUAAGAAAAGAUGAUGCGUUGGCUUUGAAGGAACUGAUCACUGAAGCCCAGAGGAAAGCAAACACAGCAGAGAAGAAACUCCAGGAUCAGACUAGGGUUCGUUUUAUGCUAGAGACUAUGUUGGCAUUAAGGAAUAAUGAUAUGCGUAAGAUUCCUGGUUAUGAUCCUGAACCAGUUGAAAAACUCCGCAAAUUGCAAAGAACACUGGUUCACAGCAGUGGUUCUGGAAAAGAAACUCAGCUCCGUGUUUCCCUGGAAUCUCUCCUCAGUGCUGAUCAGGUUGGUCGCUGGUGGAUCGUAGGGUCGUCCUGGAGUGGAGCACCAAUGAUCAAUGAUACAAACAGCAAGACUCAGCAAAAACUGCAUAUAGGAAAGGUGAGUUCAAAGAUAAUGGAGCUUGCUCGUAAGCAGAGAAUGAACACCGAUAUCAGGAGGAGUAUUUUUUGUGUCUUGAUGACAAGUGAAGACUUCCUGGAUGCCUUUGAAAAGCUUCUCAAGCUUGGACUGAAAGAUCAGCAGGAGAGAGAAAUCGUUCAUGUUGUUCUUUACUGCUGCUUACAAGAGAAGACAUAUAAUGCCUUCUAUGCAUUUUUGGCUAACAAGUUUUGUGAAUAUGAAAGACGAUUCCAGGUGACAUUUCAGUUUAGUAUUUGGGACAAAAUCAGAGACUUAGAAAACCUGUCAGCCACUGCCAUCUCCAACUUGGUUUCACUGUUGGCUCACUUACUAAGGACAAAAUCAUUGCCACUUUCAGUUCUCAAGGUAAUUGAAUUCAGCGAACUAGAUAAACCCAAAGUCCGUUUCUUGCGACAAGUAUUAAGCAUGCUGUUAAUCAAAACAGAUGAUGAAGAACUUAGUGACAUUUUUGUGAGGAUAUCUGACAAUCCCAAACUGGGAAUGCUACGGGAAGGCUUGAAACUCUUCCUUACCCACUUCUUACUGAAAAAUGUACAAGCCCAAAAAAGUGCUGAAGAAGCUACCUUACUAAAAGAAAGAGUUGAGCUAGCAACCAAGGCUUUGGAAGCAAAAGAAUCCAAACUGAAGCUAUAGUUCUGUUUUUCUAAUAAAGCAUAUGGAAAAACUAGGUCUGCAUGAAGAUGCACAGCUUUGUUAGUCUUUCAGACUCAAAUAAUUGAGAAUUAGGAGAUCCGUGUUACUCUAAAGGAUCCAUCUUUUUGAUGUAAACAGUUACUUUGCUCUACACACUAGUUACAGGUUUAAUUGAAGGUGAUGCAAGGCCUUUCUGAAGAAAGGGAAAAUGUUUUUGUAAUGUCCCUUUUUAGUACAGGUGAUUUGUGUUGAUGGUUAGUAUCUGCAGAAGAUGUUGAAUUUCUCUUCUAUGAUACUCCCAGUCAGCAGCAGCAGCAUUCUUGCAUUGCAUAUUCUAACAUUUCAUUUAAAAUAAUAGCAUAAUACUGACCACGGUAUGUUAAAGAAGCAGCCUUAACCGAAGGCUUUUAACAAUUCCUCAGUGUACUUGCCUGAAGAAACAGGCCACCAGAUGGCAUAAGUACUGGGGAGUCCGGUUUGGAAGAAAACUUUUUUCUUAAAGUGUUGAAGUUACCUGCUAAUUCUGUGAAUUGUUUACCUGGCUGUGGGUCAGGAAAAGAUCUUCAGUUGGAUUCAAAGCUGUAGUAAAACAACUUGAAGAUCUGACUUUGCCCAAUUAUAUUGGGUCUAGAGCUUACGACAUAGUUUUAUUGCUUUCUUAGCCUGUUUUUCACAGCUUUAAAAUUGGAGUUGUCUAAUCACUUGUGUUAAUCAGAUUUUUAUAGCCAUAAAGAGUAAUAUCAGUAUAAGUCUUUUAAU
Molecule: messenger RNA, 3252 nt
Organism: Gavia stellata (red-throated loon)
Lineage: Eukaryota; Metazoa; Chordata; Aves; Gaviiformes; Gaviidae
Gene: NOM1
Product: nucleolar protein with MIF4G domain 1
Exons: 12
Coding region: 1-2493 (830 amino acids)
Biological process (GO): ribosomal small subunit biogenesis
Cellular component (GO): nucleolus
Molecular function (GO): RNA binding; protein binding
Source: RefSeq, a predicted model, not a curated record